Molecule: messenger RNA, 8322 nt
Organism: Tachysurus fulvidraco (yellow catfish)
Lineage: Eukaryota; Metazoa; Chordata; Actinopteri; Siluriformes; Bagridae
Gene: esyt1b
Product: extended synaptotagmin-like protein 1b
Exons: 52
Coding region: 293-5842 (1849 amino acids)
Biological process (GO): lipid transport
Molecular function (GO): lipid binding
Source: RefSeq, a predicted model, not a curated record
CUGCUUCUGCCUUGAGACCAGAGGAGGGCAUAGAGGGACACGAACAGUUUCCACGAGCGCAUUUCAGGCUCCAUUUCCGAGUGAGGAGGGGAAAAAAAUCCACAUUUUUUCCAGCUGAGUCACGACUCCGUAAGAUCCGCACUGCGACGCUGUUUUUCCUCGGACACGAACAUCGCAGCUAAAUUAAAGCCAGAGCCCGAACCAGAGCGGAUGCAGAAUUUAAGCGCUAAAUUGUUUUACUGCAUUUCUCCCUGUAUGAAAUCUAAAGUAACUAUUUAAAAAUUGUGCAAGUAUGUCAGAUAAUGAUACAGGGACGAGCUUGUUAUCAAAGGACAAGCCAAGCGAAUGCAGCGAGAACCAGAACCCGGUCCCUACAGAUAAGGGAAUUGAUGCCGUUGGCAUUCUAUGGACUUUUGGGAAAUGCCUCACAGCUUUGUUGCCCGUUUACUUGGCUGGAUAUUACCGAGUGAGCAGCAGUCUGGUGGUGUUUGGACUCGCCCUCUACUCGGGAUGGAAACACACUCGGGCUGUCAAAGAGGCGAGGCUGAGGUCCGCCAUACAGCUAUUGAACGAAAAGAGUGAAUCAUCCAGUAGCGUGUACAGCAGCCAGAAAGACCUACCAGCUUGGGUCAAUUUCCCAGAUGUUGAGAAGGUUGAAUGGCUAAAUAAGGUAAUCCAUCAGGCAUGGCCAUUUAUUGGUCAGUAUCUGGAGAAAUUGCUAACAGAGAGUAUUGCUCCAUCCAUCCGCUCAUCCAGUGUACACCUGCAGACCCUCAACUUCACCAAGAUUGACUUUGGUGACAAGGCUAUGAAAGUUGUAGGAGUGAAGGCUCAUACAGAGAAUGAAAAAGGACAAGUGCUACUGGAUGUCUACAUCAGCUAUGUGGGAAAUGCAGAGAUAAAUGUGGAGGUGAAGAGGUAUUUCUGUAAAGCUGGAGUAAAAGGAAUACAGCUGAGAGGUAUGAUGAGAGUGAUUUUGGAGCCUUUGAUUGGCGAUGUGCCCAUUGUCGGAGCGAUCACUAUGUUCUUUAUCAGUAGGCCUAAUUUGGACAUCAACUGGACUGGUUUAACCAACCUUUUGGAUAUUCCAGGACUCAAUUUGAAGACAGACACUAUGAUAAUGGAUGCCAUUGCCUCCUUUCUGGUGCUACCUAACCGCCUCACCAUUCCAUUAGUGCCAGAUCUACCAGUGUCACAGCUUCGGUCCCCUUUGCCCAGGGGUGUGGUUCGCAUUCAUCUUUUGGAAGCUGAAAGUUUGGCUGCCAAAGAUAACUAUGUGAAGGGUCUGAUGUCAAGCAUGUCUGAUCCUUAUGCUUUGAUUAGAGUGGGCCCACAGUCCUUCAGGUCAAAACACAAAGACAACACAGACAAUCCAAAAUGGGGUGAGAUAUAUGAGGUAAUUGUUCAUGAGGUACCUGGCCAAGAGUUGGAGGUAGAAGUGUAUGACAAAGAUCCAGACAAGGAUGACUUUCUGGGCAGAGCAAAGUUGGAUUUGGGAAAAGUUAAGGAGGCUAAAAUUGUUGAUGAGUGGUUCACUUUGAAGGAUACUCCCACAGGGCGUGUUCACCUCAGACUGGAAUGGUUGAAAUUACAGGACACCACUGAUACCUUGGAACAGGUAAUGAAAAGGAAUAAAACCUUUCUGAGUAAUACAGCAGAUCCCCCCUCAUCAGCUAUCUUGACAGUGUAUUUGGACAAGGCAGAGGCACUUCCUAUGAAAAAAGGCAAUAAAGAUCCCAGUCCAGUGGUACAGCUUUCUGUGCAAGACAUAACCCGAGAAAGCAAAACCAGCUGGAACACAGUUAAUCCUGUUUGGGAAGAUGCCUUCACAUUCUUCAUCCAAGAUCCACACAAACAGGAAAUUGAUAUCCAGGUGAAAGAUAAUGACCGUGUACAGCCCCUUGGCAGCCUGUCUCUACCACUCUCUCGACUUCUAACUUGUCCUCAGCUCAGCCUUGAUCAGUGGUUUCAGCUUCAUAAUUCUGGACCAGCCAGCCGUAUUCACAUCAACACUAUACUCAGGGUGCUCUGGAUUGAUGAAAGUGCUUUAUCCUCCUCUCUUCUCUCGAGUGAUCCAGUUUCUGCAAGACCUCAACAUACCUCCACUGAUGACAGUUUUGCCACUGAGGGGGUGCUGCGUAUUCACCUGAUGGAGGGGAAAAAUUUGAUACCCAAGGACAACUUGAUGGGAGGCAUGGUGAAGGGGAAGAGUGAUCCCUAUGUCGUCAUUAAUAUUGGUGGAAGCACCUUUAAAAGUCUUGUGGUUAAGGAAAAUCUCAACCCCACCUGGAAUGAGAUGUUUGAGGUGGUUUUGACAGAUCUCCCUGGUCAAGACUUAACAUUAGAGGUAUUUGAUAAAGACAUGGACAUGAAAGAUGACUUCAUGGGCAGAUUAAAGAUUAAACUAAGUGACAUUAUUAAAACCAAACAUAUGGAUGAGUGGUUUACUCUGAGUGAUGUAAAACAUGGCCAUGUUCAUCUGGCUCUGGAGUGGCUGAACAGAGAAACAAAGGCAGAUAAACUGGAACAGGUGUUGCAUUACCGGUCUAAGAGCUCGUAUAUGAACAAGGCAUUACCUUCUGUGGCCCUGUUGUUUGUAUAUUUGGAGGCUGCCCAUGAUGUCCCUUUAAAGAAGAGUGGCAAAGAGCCUAAGGUUGGUGCUGAACUUGUUCUUGGAGGGACCACACACAAAACAACGGUAUGUGACCGUACCAGCUCACCACAGUGGAAUGAGGCCUUUCAUUUUCUGGUUCAUGACCCCAAGAAGGAGGAACUUAUUUUGAAGUUGACACAUUGCUGGGAUUUCCCACUUGGCUCUGUGGUGAUUCCUGUUAGAGAUCUCCUCUCCCAGUCAAAUUUGCUGCUGGACCAAUGGCUUAAUUUGGAUGGAGCUUCACCUCAGAGUCAGAUCCUACUGAGGGCACAGCUUAAGAUCCUGUGCCCGAAAGUGACAGAGGGCUCCACAGAGGACAAAAAUACUUCUGAAACGAAGACCUUUGCAGAUGAGGGCAAACAGCAGAAAGAGCUGGUUCAAAAGUCAAGUGAGCUGUUAGAUCCAAUCACUAUAACCUCUUCUGUAACUGCUCCUGGUAAGAAUGGAAAGGAAACAGAGGAUAAGAAAGAGAAGGAGAGUGAAAAACCUACAGAGGACAUUUCCUUUAUUGAUCAGAAUCCACAUACCAGCCCACAUCCCAGCUUUGGAACUGAGGGUGUACUGCGUAUCCACCUACUGGAAGCUCAGAAUUUGAUUGCGAAAGACAACCUUAUGGGUGGCAUGGUGAAGGGGAAAAGCGAUCCCUAUGUUAAGAUCAACAUUGGAAGCAACAUAUUUAAAAGUCAUGUCAUUAAGGAGAAUCGAGAUCCCUCCUGGAAUGAAAUGUAUGAGCUGGUUUUGGCCCCGGAGACAGCUUCAGAAGUCUUUAUAGAUGUGUUUGAUAAGGACAUUGAUAAAGAUGAUUUUCUAGGAAGGGUCAACAUCAACUUGUGUGAUAUCAUUCAAGCUCAAUACAUUGACCAGUGGUUUACUCUGGAUGAUGUUAAACAUGGAAGCCUUCAUCUAGUUCUGGAGUGGCUUCCCACAGUGACAGAGCCAGAUAAACUACAACAGGCAUUGCAGUUACAGUCCAUCUCCUAUGAGAAUAAAGCCUCACCCUCUGCGGCAUUGCUGUUUGUUCUAAUUGAGAAAGCUCACGCACUGCCGAUGGUGAAGGGUGGGAAGGAGCCUAAAGCUGGAGCAGAGAUUGUAGUCAGUGGAAUCUCUAAAAAAACCAAGUUGUGCGAUCGAUCUACAUCUCCUCAUUGGGGUGAGGUUUUCCACUUCCUGAUUCAUAAUCCUCGAGAAGACAUUCUUAUUAUUAAGCUCUCCAGUGGGUGGGAUCAACCACUGGGUUCCCUGGUACUUCCAGUUAAAGAGCUUCUGUCAAAGAAAGAGCUGCUGCUGGACCAGUGGCAAAAUCUGGAUGGGGCAUCUCCUGAAAGUCAAAUCCUACUCAGAGCACAGCUCAAGAUUUUGGCAUCAAAGAUGGAGAAAAAAGUACCUACAGAAAAACGUCCUGAAAAGUCUAUUGAAAUGACUGUUGAAAAUCCAGUGAAAAAACCUAUUGGAAAAACUGAAAAGUCUGAAGACCCUGCAGAAAAGUCAAUGGGUGCAAGCAGUACUUCUGGUGGGCAAAGCGGAGGGAAAACACCAAUCAGUGCUGAGCAGUUGUUGCCAACAGCAAGUAAAGAGAUCAAACAAGACACCAAGCCAACACCAAGGCUUAAUGAACUAGUGGCUUUUACAGUACCAGUAGCUGUAUCACUUUCUGAAGACACACAAAAAGUACCAGCAUCAGAUAUCAGUCAUGACACAGGACCUGAGGCAAAGGAAUUGAGUAAAGCAUCCACAGUUGGUGGAGCCAGUAAGCCUGUGAAACCAAUCACAGUAAAGGAGACAGCAAGCACAGCCAAUGAUGAGCAAAACUUGGACAAAACAGCUGAUAAUGCUCAUGAAAAGGUUCAUCCGAUUGUUCCUGCUGCUAAAGCAAAUACAGAAAUAACCCAUGUGCUACCGCAACAUACAAGUUCUUACCCUGGAUUUGGCAACCAGGGGGUGCUUCGUAUUCACCUUUUGGAGGCUCAGAAUUUAGUUGCUAUGGACAGUAUGAUGGGUGGUAUGGUGAAGGGAAAAAGUGACCCCUAUGUGAAAAUCACUGUUGGGACUACAACCUUUAAAAGUCAUGUGAUCAAAGAGAGCCUCAACCCCACCUGGAAUGAGAUGUAUGAGAUGAUUCUGACUCCUGACCCCAGUCUAGAAAUUAAGUUUGAACUUUAUGACAAAGAUAUUGACUCUGAUGACUUCCUUGGAAGGUUCAAAAUUAAGCUUGGAGAUAUUAUUAAAUGCCAGUACAAUGAUGAGUGGUUUUCUCUAAAUGACAUUAAACAUGGCCGUCUUCAUCUGGUUCUUGAAUGGCUGCCCAUGGUAACACAAUCAGACAAACUACAGCAGGUGCUACAGAUGCAAAGUUCCCAGUCAAGCCAGAAUAAAGCUGUUCCUUCAGCUGCCCUACUGUUUGUCCUUAUUGAGAGAGCACAUGCACUGCCUCUGAAGAAGAGUGGGAAGGAACCAAAAGUUGGGGCUGAGCUUGUGCUUGAGGGAACGACUUACAAAACAAAGGUGUGUGAGCGCUCAAUAUCUCCUCAGUGGCAUGAAGCAUUUCAAUUCCUGGUUCAAGACCCCAACAAAGACAUGCUUGUUAUUAAACUCUCUAGUGCAUGGGAUCAGCCAAUGGGUUCUCUGAUUCUACCAAUGAAGGAGCUUCUUUCCCAGCAAGAACUGAUGUUGGACAAAUGGCUGAGCUUAGAUGGAGCUUUAGCUGAAAGUCAGAUCCUGUUGAGAGCAGAACUUAAGAUCCUGAACUCUAAGAUGGCAGCACUUUUGGCACUUGGUGCUGGUCCUGUAUUAAGCAAUAAGCAGAUGGCCACCACUGGACAGAUCAGGAUUUCUCUUUCCUAUCAGAAGAAACUUACUGUGAUUAUUCAUGGAUGCAGAGGCUUGGUGACAUCAUCAAAAGAAGGUUUAGACACUUAUGUCUCUUUGAUUUUGCUGCCUGAUAAAAGCAAAGCCACAAAGAGAAAGACUGCUGUAAAGAAAAAAGACUUGAACCCUGAGUUUAAUGAGAGGUUUGAGUUUGACCUGAGUGUCGAGGAUGCUCGGCAACGAGUGCUCAGUGUCUGUGUAAAGCACAGCUCAUCCUUCAUGAGUCGAGACAAAGACAUCAUUGGUCAGGCAGAAAUUGAUCUGGCACAAAUUGACUUUCUCUCAAGUGUUACAGAAUGGUUUGACUUAAAAGAUCACAACUAGCCGGAGUGUCUAAAUCUUGAGACCUUCCCUCAAAGAGACUACAACCAUUCAUCAAUACAACUUUCUACACAGAUGCCAUGCUGUAUAUUUUUUUUUUUAUUUUCCCCUCUUUUGUACUUUAGAGCACUAGACAUGCUGAAAUUGAAUAAUGAAAGAUGGACUCAAUAUUACUUAUGGACAGAGUUUUGUUAAAGUUUUUCUAAGUUUGACAAGAUAUAAGUGGGUUUCAAGGAAAUGUAAUAUAGCUACAUCUAUAUUUUAUUAUUAUUAUUAUUAUUAUUAUUAUUAUUAUUAUUAUUAUUAUUAUUAUUAUUAUUAUUUACAAUUGCCAAUAUCUACUUAUGCAAUUGCCCAGGGAUGCAAAUUAAAAAUAUAUUGUGUUUGAUUAUGCAAUGAUGAUAUUUAUGGCAUCAGACAUUGGAAUAGCCUUUGUUCUAGUCUGUUUCUUGGCCAGAUAUUACCAGACAUCACUGUGUUUUUACAAUUCUAAUGAUUGUAUCAGCUACUGUUAUUAGCACAGAACAAAGUUUAAGUUUUAAAAAGAGAUGACAGAAUAAUUUGGUGUGUGUAUCAAAUUAUACAUUUUUUUAUUUACAAUAACUUUGCUUGUGACCUUCACAUUGAUCUAAAAACCUUUUCUGUACUGUAUAUCCAGUAUUAUUGAGGUUGCCGCUGCGGUGUGGUACCUUUGCCUUUAAUGAAAUUAUGAAUUUAUGUCACCCAUGCAAAAAUCUAAAAAUCUUUUUCAAUGGCCUUCUUGAUAAAAAAUACAAAAAAUGAAAGUGUAAGCCUGACCAACACCAGGGCUGCAUUCCAGUACAGUUACUGUUUCUCUAAAGUUUUUGACAAUCACUAUUUGACUUCCCCCUGCCAACUUCAGAAUUUUACUAGCUAAGUGAAUUCAAAAUUUAUUUUGAAGUUCUGAAGUUUGUGGAUGGAACUGUUAUAAGUGUAUUAAUGUGCUAAUGUUCUACAUGGUAGUGUUAGUUCGUUCUGCCUGAAGUUACCAAGAUCAGUAUGACACAAUCUAUUUAGCUAGUUUAGCUAACAGUUCAGUAAAUUGAUUGUGAAAAUUGCCAAGUACAUUUCUGUGUUCAUGAGUAGGGGGGUUUAAAUGUGUCCCUUGUGCUGCAUAUGCCAACUCCUGCAUUAUAAACUCGCCACCCAAUUACUUCACUAGGAACACCCACACAACUUGCAGUAUAACCAUCAGCCAGUCCUGUGGCAGCAGCAUAAUGCAUAAUUUCAUGCCUAUAGCUUCAGUUUAUGUCCACAUUUCACAACAGAAUAGUGAAAAUAAACCUGUGUCAUGGUGCUGGGUGAGUUUUUUAUAAACUCCUGCUCCUCUGGGAUGUUCACAUCUGCCAUCUGAGGCCAUCAUGGGCACAUGGGUUUUUCCAGUCUUUUUUUUUUUUUAGUUUUCCGCACCAUUCUAUAUGAACUGUAGAGAAUGUAGCAUGUGAUUAAUACAAUGCAAUUGCAGAUUAAGAAAUAAUCAAAAACUCUGGCACCAGCAACCAUGCAACAGUUAAAAAUCACCUUUUCUCAUUUUAAUGUUUGAUAUGAACAUUAAUUGAAGGUCUUAACCUGUAUCUGUAUGUUUUAGGUUCUGUGCUGCCAUGUGACUGGCUGACUAUGUAACUGCAUGAACAUGCAGGUGUACACUUGUUGUUAAGUGCCUGGUGAAUGUAGUUCAAAGAGUUGUGAGAGGAAAAUGAAAACCAUCUUUCCAAUACAGAGUUUCAAGACUGUGCUGACAGAUUUAAUGUGCAAAAAUGGCCUUAAGAAAAAUGUAACACACAGUCUGCACUUCCAAAAUUUCAUGGGGGUUUCUCCAAAGCACUGCAGUAGUAAUAUCAUGUGGAGGGCUUUUAGUCAUUAGAAUGCAUGUUUCUGCUCAACCUUGAAUGGCCUUACAUGUAUGUGCUACGAACUGCAUACCACUUUUUGCCUUUUAUUAUUUUGCUUAUUAUAUGAGUUAAGAACUUUGUAUGUUUGUUAAAAUAAACCGAGUCAUUUUGUCACUUCAAAAUUUAGAAGUGUGCUGAACAUUUUAAACUUUAAUGUUAUUGUGACCCACCUGAAAUUGUAUUUUGCAUUUCCCUCAUUAAAUGUACUUUUUCUGAGAUCCUAACAAACUAUAAAUACAAAAAAAUUCCUCUCAGAAGUUUUAUAAAGAGGUUUUGAGGAGAAACAAUUGGGAGACUUCUUAGUGAUCCAGUUCUUUGUGAAUGUGGCAUUUAUCAAAAGUUAUAUAUUUUUUGCCUACUGUGUUUUAUUUUAUUUUUCAUUCUAUGAUGCAAAACCUGCUUGAAUGUAACUGCUGCAUAGAUGUAGAUGAAAAAACAAAAUACCAAAGAAUGAAGCAAACAGUAACCAAUAGACUGCAUUUUUCACAGCUAUGCACAGCUAUGCUGGUAAACACUUGAGCUUGAAUAUUUCCACAUUAAAAUGCCAAUAAAGUGCACACUUAUCCACCA